Messenger RNA from Parnassius mnemosyne (clouded apollo), 729 nucleotides. The record is from the annotation of a GenBank genome assembly. NCBI's taxonomy places the organism in Eukaryota, Metazoa, Arthropoda, Insecta, Lepidoptera, Papilionidae.
AUGGCUCUGUUCCACGAGGGUGUAACGCGAAAAGGGAAGAAGUCAUCCCUCUACGAUGUUUUGCCAGUAGAGAACAACGCAGCUCUCGAUCUAAACCAAACCAACAAUAUGGUAGAUGGUGGUUUCCUACUACACCAUAUGAAAUGGAAACCGUCCUCCAACGUUUCUUCGAUUUGCCAUCAGUACAUUACUUACAUAACGAAACAUUACGGUCCAAAUUGUAUGGUGGUUUUUGAUGGUUACAGUGAUGUCAACAGCAAAAAACGAUCAGAGCAGAAGCGACGAGGUCUGACUAAAACGUCGGUUGAUAUUAUUUGUAACGAAAAUACGAUCAUCACUGUUCAACAGGAGCAUUUCCUCGCUAAUGAGAAGAAUAAAACGAGGCUGAUUCUGUUCCUCACCGAGAAAAUGACAGCAGCAGGGAUUGAAAUAACUGUUGCAACAGGAGAUGCUGAUGGUACUAUUGUCAGGUGCGAGUUGGAUAAGGCUGCCGUUCAUCCAACUGUUGUAAUAGUUGGGGAGGAUGUUGACUUGAUAGUCCUCUUCAUGGGAUUGGCUCCACCAAAUAUCAACCUGUUCUUUAUGAAACCAGGCCGUGGAAAGGUGGAGACCAAAUUGUUUUCAGUGCGACAACUUCAACAGCUUCCAUUUGGCAAGACAAUUCUCCUUCUUCACAGCUUUUCCGGAUGCGACACCACCUCUGCAAUCCAUGGCAGGAUCAAAGUGUGA